CGCGCCACGCGGAUAUUGCUGUCUUGGGUAGUAGUGGUGCGCGAGCUACGUAGCCACCGGUCCCUUCCGCUUCACAGGCUUAUCGCGCGCCAAACCCGAGACAACAGGGAGCAAAGAGAAACUAGAGGAGACAAUAUAGGAAGAGGAACUGUGCUCUCCUCAACGAGUCUUCUUCUUUAAGAUUCACUUUCUGCCGGUGGCGCCCCCUGCUGUUGAGGCUGUGGUAUGAGCCUAUUUGGCAGGAAGGCGCUGACUUUGCUGAGCAGCGUGUUCGCUGUUUGCGCCCUCGGCCUGCUGGGGAUCGCUGUAAGCACCGACUACUGGCUGUACCUGGAGGAGGGCGUCAUCUUGCCCCUCAACCAGAGCACCGAAGUACGCAUGUCCCUCCACUCGGGCCUCUGGAGGGUUUGCUUCUUGGCUGGUGAGGAGAAAGGCCGGUGUUUUACUAUAGAGUAUGUGAUGCCCACUAACCUCCAGAUAACCUCUGAUUCAACGAUCAGUGUCCUGAAGAUGAUCCGAUCGUCCACACCCUUUCCUCUGGUCAGCCUCUUCUUCAUGUUCAUCGGUUUUGUACUCAGCAACAUCGGCCACAUCCGACCCCAUCACACCAUCCUGGCCUUUGUUUCUGGAAUCUUCUUCAUCCUGUCAGGUCUCUCUCUGGUGGUCGGUCUGGUAUUGUACAUCUCCAAUAUUAAUGAUGAGAUGUUGAACAGAACCAAAACAAAUGAAGCCUAUUUCAGCUACAAGUACGGCUGGUCAUUUGCCUUUGCUGCCAUCUCCUUCCUGCUCACUGAGGCUGCAGGUGUCAUGUCAGUGUACCUGUUCAUGAAGCGCUACACAGCAGAGGAAAUGUACCGGCCUCAUCAGGGCUUCUACCGGCCUCGCCUCAGCAACUGCUCCGAUUACUCCGGCCAGUUCCUCCAUCCAGACGCCUGGGCCGGUCGUGGUCGCAGUGCCUCCUCCAUCUCCUCCGAGGCCUCGCUCCAGAUGAACGCCGCCAACUACCCUGCUCUCCUCAAGUGUCCAGAGUAUGAACAAGUGUCCUCCUCACCUUGCUGAGGCAGACCAUGAGUCAGCACCGCAGAGGUCAUUUAUAUCGAUCCCGAUAUUGGAGUAAAGUGGUGCAAUGAUUUGAUAUUAUCUUUAAUCGCACCCCUCUUCUCUCUACCCUCCUUACUGCCGAUUUCUUUGUUUACACUUUUUGCUUCUGUGGGGAGCAAAACCUAAGGUGAGGGUUAGCUGGUUCCCUUUACUCUCAGCUCAGUGUUGUCUCAUAGGGAGCUGUUAGAGAAUCAGAAGGGAAAGGGUUUGACCAGGUUGUACUUUUUUUCUGCCUUUUUCUCUAGUUGUUAGUGGUAGAAACUAGUAACCUGCUAAAGCAUAGGUAGGAAGAAGUCAUCUCAAAGCAGUAACUUGAGUAGCAGCAGGCACCUCCCUAUUUGCGUGUGUAGUACGGCCACAAUCCUGAUAGCUUUUGGGCUGAAGUACACGCUGAACUGGAUAGGCAAUGCUGUGCAAUGGAAUCAGAGUGCAGGUUUUUCUAAACCAAAUGCAAUUCCUUUCAGCCGUAAAAGCAGAAACUAGUUCAGAACACCCAGGUAAAGGAAGAACCUGCUUCAAAUAUGUAAUCAUAUAAGGUGGUUUGAGACACGUUUCCUGAGAUAGUAGCACACAUUUUGCAGACUUUAGAUUUAUAAGAUAAUGUUUGUCCCCAGCUGUUGUAGUGUGCACAAGGAAGUUUCACACACAUCCCCAGUGCUGGGAAAUAGCUUUUUUAAUAUUAUACUGUUGGUGUUUUCAGACACAUGAAACUGUUUCAGGCAUGUCCAUGUAAAGUCCUGUGCUAGAACUCAGAUUAGGCUAAUGAAACACAUUAUGAAUGUGAAUUUCAACUGUGAUCUUUUUUUUAACUAGUUAUUUUAAAAGAUUGAAGGGUUGUAUGAUAUCUUAGCAACUUGCUGAUCACACUGGCUUUCAAACAGAAGAACCUAUAUUCCUCCUGUAGGUCCUGCCAGUGCUUAUGUAGCCACAGGUGUUUUUCUUCACACUGAAACUGAAGGAUGGAAGACUGCUUUUUGGUUUUUACAUUUAUACAUGGUUGAAUUAUGUGAAAUGCUUCAUUAGGAAGCUUCAUUUCUUUCAGCAGUUAAGUAUAAUGAAGGUUUGUAUUAUAGGCUGCUAGUCCAGGCAUAAACGAUAUUGUUUUGAAGGCAUUCAUCUGAAUAUAAUAAAGGUUAUAUAGAUGGUAAUGUUUUAUUGUUUAUUCUUGUAGUUAAAACAAAUGCUUUAAUUGCAUAACACAAUAUCAAACAAUACAGAUAUAAAUAAACCUUUAUUCUCAGAGAACCUACAGUAUGUUUCCUCUUUUAAUGAUGUUCUGUUUAGUGGUGCAAUUGAAGACAAAGUGUAUCCAACCACAAUUCAUAAACAGGGACACUAGUUGUACAUUGCCAAUACUGUUCGUGUUGAACUUAAAAUCAUGACGUUUUUAUGCUUUGAUUAUAAGAGAAGGUCAAAGGGGGGAAGAUGGAGUUUCUGUGGAGAUGGAGAAUGUAAGUGAGUCUGGGUUUUUUCCGGUCUGGAGCCAUUGUGAAUGUAAGAUAUGAAACUGCUUACUCAUAUACUUUAAAAUACAUCUCCUAUACAUUAAACCGAGUUAUAGAUUUUUAUUUUUCUAAUCGCCCCCCUUUUGACAGAGUAUUCUCUGUUCCGUGACAAAAAUAUACAACUAUCGCCACUGUGCAGAGGAAGAAGUGUUUGCCAGGUUAAGUGGUUUAUUUAGUAUUGAAUAUAACCGUUUAUGCAGCAUUAAGUGUGAGUAAACAAAUGACAAAGCAUCUUAUCUUGUGCCAUAACUUCUCAUAUAUUAUAUCAUAUGUAAUUGUCAGUAUUUGUUGUUGCAUGGUGUGAACUCCACAUAUUAAUGGCAUGCAACAUUUAACAUGACACUUGACAAAAAAACUGUGCCAAGCCAUUCCCACACAUUUUGGUUUUAUUUAUUUUUAACACUGUAACUGGAACAUUUUCAGUGUGUAUAUAUAUAUUAAUUUUGUAUAUCAAGAAGGACCUCUAAAAUGACAGGUUUGUUGUUGGGUAGAUUCAUCUGCAUUAUAUCUGACAGCGGCUUGGCCGUCACAAUGAGAGUUUUGGCAUACGGUUCUACACACAGCAAAAGCAUUCAGACUGUCAUUGCCAGAUAUGAAAUGUAAAUAUCUGUAUUUUUCAAGAUGAGUGUUAUUCAUGUGAAAGUGCACCAUGUAUUCAACAAAAUAAAGG
Molecule: messenger RNA, 3276 nt
Organism: Eleginops maclovinus (Patagonian blennie)
Lineage: Eukaryota; Metazoa; Chordata; Actinopteri; Perciformes; Eleginopidae
Product: voltage-dependent calcium channel gamma-5 subunit
Exons: 6
Coding region: 226-1059 (277 amino acids)
Biological process (GO): neurotransmitter receptor transport, postsynaptic endosome to lysosome; neurotransmitter receptor internalization; transmission of nerve impulse
Cellular component (GO): postsynaptic density membrane; AMPA glutamate receptor complex
Molecular function (GO): voltage-gated calcium channel activity; channel regulator activity
Source: RefSeq, a predicted model, not a curated record